This is a messenger RNA of Boleophthalmus pectinirostris (great blue-spotted mudskipper), 2783 nucleotides long. It is a transcript of the gene slc13a3, whose product is annotated as solute carrier family 13 member 3. The coding region runs from base 35 to 1855 and encodes 606 amino acids. Gene Ontology annotation, biological process: citrate transport; monoatomic anion transmembrane transport. The record is from RefSeq and is a predicted model, not a curated record. Lineage: Eukaryota; Metazoa; Chordata; Actinopteri; Gobiiformes; Gobiidae. The transcript has 13 exons. Gene Ontology annotation, molecular function: sodium:dicarboxylate symporter activity; citrate transmembrane transporter activity; succinate transmembrane transporter activity. Gene Ontology annotation, cellular component: membrane.
UCCACAGCAGUGCGCGCUGGUCCCGCAGGAAAUCAUGGAGGUAUCGGCCCUGGCCAAGAAACUGUGGUGCGUUCACAAGCAACUGAUCGUGAUUAUCACUCCGCUAUUGUUUCUGCCGCUCAUUUUUGCGCUCCCGGACAAGGAGGGAAAAUGCUUAUAUGUGGUGGUUUUAAUGGCUACUUUCUGGUGCACGGAGGCCCUCCCGUUAGCGAUCACGGCAAUGCUUCCCGUGUGCUUGUUUCCCACUCUGGGCAUCCUUCCAUCUAAAGAAGUGUGUCCUCAGUACUUCCUGGAGACUAACUUCCUGUUUCUGAGCGGGCUAGUGAUGGCGUCGUCCAUUGAGGAGUGGGGUUUGCACCGAAGAAUUGCUCUGAAGGUUCUGAGCAUCGUCGGCGUUCAGCCCGCAUGGUUGAUUCUGGGGAUGAUGCUGACCUCGUCCUUCCUCUCUAUGUGGCUCAGUAACACUGCCACAACGGCCAUGAUGCUGCCCAUUGCCAACGCCAUCCUGGAGAGUCUGUUUGGAGACCUGGAGACACUCAAAAGCAAAUGCACCAACAAAGAGGACACAGAGAAUGAUGCUCACUCCACUAAGCUGCAAUCACUUCCCUCCAUGCUAUCGGAAAAACAAAUACUAUCAAGAGAUAGUGAGGAUGCCCCCGAGACCCCAGACCCACGGAGCACAGAGGAGAUUCAGUCUGAGGCACAGUACCAGCUCCAGGUUUGGAAAGGCUUCCUCAUCUGUAUCCCAUACGCCGCCAGUAUCGGAGGAACUGCCACUCUGACCGGCACAGCACCAAACCUCAUCCUCAUUGGACAACUCAAGAGUUACUAUCCUGAAUGUGACCUGAUAAACUUUGGUUCAUGGUUUGCGUUUGCCUUCCCACUCAUGCUGCUCUUCCUGUUCGUGGGGUGGCUCUGGAUCGCAUUUCUCUAUGGAGGACUUAAUACACGGUUGUGUUUUAAAAAGGAGGACCACCGGGCGAAGGCAGAGGCCAGAGCCAAAGCCAUGAUCAUAGAAGAUUACAAAAAGCUCGGGCCCAUAAAUUUUGCAGAAGGAGCGAUCUCUUUCUUUUUCAUACUAUUUGCGGUUCUCCUGUUCACAAGAGAUCCCAAGUUUGUCACUGGCUGGGCGGUGUUUUUUAAAAAGGGUUAUGUUUCAGAUGCAGUCACUGGUGUCAUUAUUGUGUCCAUCCUGUUCUUCUUCCCAUCUCAGAAACCCUCUCUACACUGGUGGUUUGACCCUCUUGGUAACAAAACAAAUCUAUUUUCCAACACUCCGUACGUCCCUCUUUUGUCCUGGAAAAAAGCUCAGGAUUCUGUUCCCUGGAACAUUAUUCUGUUGCUGGGAGGAGGCUUCGCUAUGGCUAAAGCCUGUGAGGAGUCUGGUCUGGCCUCUUGGAUCGGAUCUUACCUCCAGCCUCUGGCUCAGGUUCCUCCAGCUGCAGCAGUGAUGCUCAUCACCGCCUUCCUCGCCUGCUUCACAGAGUUCGCCUCCAACACGGCCACCAUCAUCAUCUUCUUACCUGUCAUCGCUGAACUGGCUAAUCAUGUCUCAGUGAAUCCACUCUAUUUCAUGAUACCUGCAACAGUGGGUUGCUCCUAUGCCUUCAUGUUGCCAGUGUCCACUCCUCCAAACUCCAUCGCUUUUGCAUCGGGACAUCUCCGGAUAAAAGAUAUGGUGAAGACAGGCUUUGUGAUGAACAUCCUGGGCAUCCUGUGUGUGUCUAUGGCCAUGAACACGUGGGGCCAUGCCAUGUUUGAUUUGGGCUCAUAUCCAGAAUGGGCCCAUCCCAUUAACAGCACAGCAGGAGCCACCAGCAUCAGGCUCUCUCCCAUCCAAAACACUACGCUCUGAUCCAAACACUGCACUCUGAGCCAAACACUGCGCUCUGAACGGGGGGCUGGAGUGACUGUGAGGGGAUCCAACACUAAAGCACAUAUGGACCCAACUUAAGAAAACCUGGGACAUUUAUGGAUGGGGGGAUGACACAGGAAAAGUUAUGUAAAAUGUGCACAUGGACAACUGCGGAAGACCUCAAGGGCGUACUUUGGAAAUAGUAAGGUCCAUCAUGUCAAGUCCUGGUUUAGACCUGGUUUAGACCUGUUUUACACCUGCCUAAGAUCUGGUUAGGCCUAGUUUGGACCUGAUUUGGACCUAGUUUGGACCUGGCUGAGACCUGAUCUAGACUUGAUUUAAUCCUAGUUUAGUAUUCCUAGUUAAAUCUUAUCUAAUUUCAGGAAAAACAAAAUAACUUCCCUUGCUUCUUGAUUAACAGCUUUUAGUGCUCAUUUCAUUCAAAGUGAGAUUUUGACACAGACAGACCAUGCUUUUCUCUGGUUACUUUACUUGUCAGUCAUGUCCACCGGAACUAGGUAAGAGAAGACCCACUCCCAGGCUACUUAAAUCCUGUUUUAAUGCUGGUUUGGUCUUUACAUUGUUAUUUUGUUGUAUUGUAAAAAAUACUGAGAUCAGGACCUAUGAGCAAAAGUGGCAUUUUACUGUGUUUGUUUAUGCAAAUGAAAUUGAACUGUGAAAUUAUAUUGUAAAGUUAAAAUACUAAAAAGUAUGAUUUGUAAGUGAUUUCUAUACAUACUGUAAGUAUGUUACCAGUCUUAGCUAAAGUACCUUUAGUAGCUACUAUUACAGUAUAAAGUAGUUACAAUGAAUGUAACUGAAAUAAAUCUGCUACAGUAAUGUAUAUUUGUGAAUAAUAGUUGAUUACAUUCUACACCUUUUUUAAAAUACAAUUCCACCUCAAAAAAUUAUUUUAUUUUCUGAAUGA